AUGUCGUCGCCAAGCCAGCCACCAGACCGAAUUGAUUCGCACUCUCAAGAUGGGACUCAAUCGCGCGAGCCAGCCCAACCCCGGAGGACGGCUUCUGCAAACGACCUUAAUCAAAGCGCCUCACUGCAGACUAUCAGGCUGGCGGAUGGUCCAGGAAGCGGACACGUGCUCGUUAACAGAGAACGGUCGUCAAACGAUGUCCGCGGAAGUGCUGACCAGGGCCCUCAAUCGGAGACGUUGCCGCAAUCCUCAGAGCAGCGUCCUGAAGAUGCAAGAAUGCGACAUGGAAUCAUUGUAUCGCAUCGGCGAGUUCAACAGCACCAACGGCACAUGGAUCUAAGCAUGCGUGUGGGCGAACAACAGCAACAAGAUGCACUUCGUCCAGAACGAGCUAGAAUGCUAGAUAUAGACCUGCAGCAUCUUUGGCUACCAGCCUCUAGUCAAGACGCGCCGCUAAACUCAACUCAAGAGCCAGCCCAGUCUGGUCGGCCUCGGAGCUACAUGCCCUCUCUUCGAUCUCAACCUGAAUUCUAUAUGACAGGAGUGACAGCUGUUGACACUACAGCGGAGCCUGUUGCCAACGACGCCGAAUGUACAAUAUGUCUGGAACCUCUCUCAGAUGAUGUGGUCAAGUUCCAGGCUUGUGGUCACAUGUUUCAUACAGUCUGUGUACAGAGUUGGUUCGAUCAGAGCGCGCCGCGUACGGGUCAUAAGCGAGGUACUUGCCCGAACUGUCGACACGAACUGUAUGAGCCAGACCCACAGUUUGGGCGUACGGCGCCGCCUCAGAACAUCGAACUGCCAGUGAUAGGUCGUGGCCAAUUGCAUCCCAUAUCUUUUCCUAAUCGCGAACCAUUCGGCCGCCGCGAAGAAGCACCUGCUAUUACACGACCAUCUAAUAGCGAUCGUCGCAGGCAGGUCAAUGAUGGCAUUCAACAAAAUUUGGUGGGAGUGGAUCAACAAGAGCGUGCAGAACAAGCCCUGGCUGUCACUCCGCAGCAGUAUAUCACUAAUCGUCGGACAUUGCAGGGCGAACCCAUUCGUGUAGACCGGCGUCCUCGCGCUGUUGCCUUGGAGCAUGUGAGAAACGAUCCUCCAGCUCAAGAAGACGCGGAUAGUCUUCCCCCAAGGACAUCAAGUCUCCCUAACGAGGGAGCUAUUCGCCGUCAGCAGGCUAGUCAGAUUAUGACUGAUGCAUUGCGGAUUGAUGGAUCUCCCAGAAAUUCGCAACUUGACAAUGGACGGGCGGACUCAGACACGUCGGACCACGUUUCUAAUGUUGGUGGCCCUUCUGGGGCACCGUUGACGCCGCUGGGAGCCUCCGGAGCGCCAACACCGACAACGAACACACAAUCAGUACAACCGCGUGAGUCUCGAGCCAUUCUCGCAGCACGUGCAAUAGCACAGCGCCGCUCUCUACUACUGGAACCAGAUCUGAACAACAGAGACGCAGAUCCUCCACAGACCGUACGACGUUCAACAUCAAGUUCUCAACAUACGACAGCUAAUGGAAACCGUGACCCUAUAUGGCUUCCUGAUUUCCAUGGCCGUCCGAGAGUUAUCAAUCCACAGCCUGAGCUUACACCGACUGAACGCGCUAUUCGUGACCUUCAACAGGAACAGAGCUUGUUGUUGGAUCGUCUUCGUGAGGUCCAAAACCAACUAGGUCGGCACCUGCAAGCAGCAGAUGCCUCUAGAGAGCGUACGACUGUAGUGCGUCGACCCGCUCCAAAUCACUUUCCACGUGAAGCACAGGAUGAUUUGUCAACUGGGCGGCCACCACCAAUUGCAAUUCCUCACCUUGCUGAUCCAGCGUUUCCUGACUUGCGAUCGGCUCGCGAGUUCCCUGAUCGAAGGGCUAUAGGCUCAGGAAUUAGUAUAUGGUCGGCCGAUUAUGUCAACACAAGAGAACGUAACAACGAGACACAAGCACCUGGACAGUUACUUCCUUCCCUCUCGAACUACUCCGGCAACAGGCCAACCGCUGAACCGCCCACCGGGAUUUCAAGCAGCAAUGAGGAAAUUUCAUCAUCUCUAGUAAGCACAUAUCCUGCGACACCAUCAGAUCAACAGCUUGCCUCAGCAGACAACCUGGGAUCGAGAUCAAGAUUCAGGCAGCGAGCCGAGGAGGUUCUAGAGCGUAUGAACCGUGAGCAGGCAGAUAUGGAGAGGCAAAUAUCGAAUAGCAUGUCUUUGGAUCAGUCUCUCGUACCUGCACUCACUGAUGACAAUACUCCAGAGGCACCGCAGUAG
Molecule: messenger RNA, 2253 nt
Organism: Alternaria burnsii
Lineage: Eukaryota; Fungi; Ascomycota; Dothideomycetes; Pleosporales; Pleosporaceae
Exons: 2
Coding region: 1-2253 (750 amino acids)
Biological process (GO): protein ubiquitination
Molecular function (GO): ubiquitin protein ligase activity
Source: RefSeq, a predicted model, not a curated record